UCGUCUCAUCCAUCUCAUCAUAUUAAUCCCUUUGAGUAUCUCUCUUUCUCUCUCACACACACACAUACACACUCACUUCUCGAAUUUUCUAGCAAACUCUAUAGCCACCUUUAAUGGGCUUUGCGUUGUUGAAGAGAAAGAAACUAACAAACGUAGCUUAAUCUGCUUGUGUUGUUGUUCAUUCAACAUGGAAGGAGGAGUACCAGAAGCUGAUGUUUCUGCCUUCAGAGAAUGUUUGUCUCUAUCGUGGAAAAAUCCUUAUGUUCUUCGCCUUGCUUUCUCUGCUGGAAUUGGAGGCUUUCUCUUUGGCUAUGACACUGGAGUAAUAUCUGGAGCUCUUUUGUAUAUUAGAGAUGAUUUCAAAGAGGUGGAUAGAAAGACAUGGCUGCAGGAAGCAAUAGUGAGUAUGGCUCUUGCUGGAGCAAUCAUAGGAGCUUCAGUUGGUGGAUGGAUCAACGAUCGAUUUGGAAGAAAAAAGGCAAUAGUUCUAGCAGAUACCCUUUUUUUUAUAGGGUCUAUUGUGAUGGCUGCUUCCAUCAACCCAGCUAUUCUAAUUGUUGGUAGAGUUUUCGUUGGCCUUGGUGUUGGAAUGGCCUCAAUGGCAUCACCUUUAUACAUCUCAGAAGCAUCACCAACCAGAGUUCGAGGUGCCCUUGUUAGUCUCAAUGGAUUUCUCAUCACAGGAGGACAAUUCCUUUCAUAUGUCAUCAACUUGGCCUUCACAAGUGCACCAGGAACAUGGAGGUGGAUGUUAGGAGUAGCAGCAGUACCAGCUUUCACACAAAUAAUAUUGAUGAUGUUGCUCCCAGAGUCACCUAGGUGGCUCUUCAGAAAGGGGAAAGAAGAAGAAGCAAAAGAAAUUCUAAGGAGGAUAUACCCUCCCCAAGAUGUUGAAGAUGAAAUCAAUGCUCUGAAGGAAUCAGUUGAAAUGGAAGUCAAUGAAGCUUCAGCUUCAGAUAAAGUCAGCAUAAUGAAGCUGCUGAAGACUAAAACUGUGAGAAGAGGUUUAUAUGCUGGAAUGGGCCUUCAAAUCUUCCAGCAAUUUGUAGGGAUCAACACUGUGAUGUACUACAGCCCCACCAUUGUUCAGUUGGCUGGUUUUGCAUCCAAUAGGGUGGCACUGCUUUUGUCUCUUGUCAUUGCAGGGCUAAAUGCAUUUGGUUCUAUUUUGAGCAUUUAUUUUAUUGACAAAACUGGGAGGAAGAAGCUUUUGUUGUUCAGUUUGUCUGGUGUUGUAGUGUCCCUUGUUGUUUUAACUGUUGUUUUUCAUGAGACUACAACUCACUCCCCUAUGGUAAGCACAAUUGAAACCUCUCACUUCAACAACACUACUUGCCCUGAUUACAGAACAGCUUUGAACCCUGCUGAAUGGGAUUGCAUGAAAUGCCUCAAGGCUUCUCCAGAGUGUGGCUUUUGUGCUUCUAGGGCUAAUAAGCUUUUACCUGGGGCAUGCUUGAUCUCCAAUGACACAUCACAAGAUCAGUGCCAAAAUGAGGAGAGGCUAUGGUACACUAGAGGGUGCCCUAGCCAAUAUGGAUGGCUUGCAUUGAUUGGCCUAGGACUCUACAUCAUAUUCUUCUCACCAGGGAUGGGAACAGUUCCAUGGGUUGUGAACUCUGAGAUCUAUCCUCUAAGGUACAGAGGGGUAUGUGGAGGAAUGGCAUCUACCUCAAAUUGGGUCUCAAAUCUCAUUGUGGCCCAGUCCUUUCUGUCCCUCACACAAGCCAUUGGGACCUCAUACACAUUCAUGGUGUUCAUAUUCAUCACUAUUGCAGCCAUUAUCUUUGUCAUUAUUUUUGUGCCUGAAACCAAAGGACUUCCAAUUGAGGAAGUGGAGAACAUGCUGGAAAGAAGAUCUUUGAACUUUAGGUUUUGGCAGACAAGUCAUGACUCUAGUGAAGUAGUGCCAAAGCAAAAGAAUCAUCAGUCAGUUUGAGUAAUGAGUUAUGUAUAUUGUGACAUUAAUUAUUAAUGUAGUAGUACAUGUAAGGAACUAAGGGGUUUUGGACAAUAACUAAAAGAGCAAGAUGCAGCAUGUUAGAUUAACGUUAUAGAUUUAAUGCUUUGGAUUAUGUGUAAGUUUGGGUCUAUGUGUAUACUAUUUAAUAUUUAUUUUCUGUAACAAGUUGGUAUUCUGA
Cajanus cajan (pigeon pea) is the source of this 2138-nucleotide messenger RNA. RefSeq names its product putative inositol transporter 2. Gene Ontology annotation, molecular function: myo-inositol:proton symporter activity. Gene Ontology annotation, biological process: myo-inositol transport; transmembrane transport. The record is from RefSeq and is a predicted model, not a curated record. Lineage: Eukaryota; Viridiplantae; Streptophyta; Magnoliopsida; Fabales; Fabaceae. Gene Ontology annotation, cellular component: membrane.